AUGGAACAGGUCCUGUAUGCCUUCAACAAUGCAACGGAUGCUCAGCGAACAUACAGAGAGGUGUCAUACCUCAUGGAGUUCGGCAGUCACACAAACAUCCUGUAUGUACAUGAUGUACUUGUUUCUGCUGAUGACAAGCACCUCUAUAUUGUCACAGACUUGAUGGAGUCUGACUUGUGCAAAGCCAUUAAGUGCAACUGCUUGGGCAUUGUGCACAAGUCUCUUAUCUCAUACCAAGUGCUCCGAGCUCUCAAAUACAUCCACUCUGCCGGAGUGAUGCACCGCGACUUGAAACCGGGCAACAUUUUUGUCGACAGGACCUGCCAGGUGUUGGUUGGCGACUUUGGCCUGGCGCGAUCCUCGCCUGUGGAUAACUCCUCCACUGACGGGAUCAUGUUGACUGACUACAUCGGUCCGCGCUGGUACCGAAGUCCGGAGCAGCUCCUAGGUGCAAGAUGCUAUUUCACCGCUGUGGACAUCUGGGCCUGGGGAUGCGUGGUCGCGGAGAUGCACCUGGGGAAACCCAUCCUCAAGGGCUCCUCGACAAUUGACAUGAUGCACAAUAUUGUCGAGCUCCUUGGCACACCACUGGAGGCAGAUGUCGACGCCAUGCAAGCCCAAUAUGCGCACAUGUCGCUUGGGCAGCUGCCAAUCUCGUUGCCUACCCUCGCCUUUGGAGAGAUCAUCCCAGACUGUUCGCAAGUUCUCUGUGAUCUUCUGGAGUUGUGUUUCCAGUGGAAUCCGAUGAAACGGCUGACUGCAGUGGAGGCACAGUCAGUCAUCUGA
This is a messenger RNA of Symbiodinium pilosum, 786 nucleotides long. The record is from the annotation of a GenBank genome assembly. NCBI's taxonomy places the organism in Eukaryota, Dinophyceae, Suessiales, Symbiodiniaceae.